AUGAGAAAUUUUAAACCACUUCUUCCUGAUGCAAGCGAGCCCAUCAAAGAGCUUCCGGCAAAAACGGACACCAAAGACGACUCUGAUGCCGACGAAGAAGAUGAUUCCUCGACACCAAUGAGUCUGGGCAAGGAUACACAAUUGAGUUCCAAAGAAGACAAAGACGACUCUGAUGCCGACGAAGAAGAUGAUUCCUCAACACCAAUGAGUCUGUGCAAGGAUACACAAUUGAGUUCCAAAGAAGACAAAGACGACUCUGAUGCCGACGAAGAAGAUGAUUCCUCAACACCAAUGAGUCUGGUACGACCCAAAUGCAAGGAUACACAAUUGAGUUCCAAAGAAGACAAAGACGACUCUGAUGCCGACGAAGAAGAUGAUUCCUCAACACCAAUGAGUCUGGUACGACCCAAAUGCAAGGAUACACAAUUGAGUUCCAAAGAAGAUAAAGACGACUCUGAUGCCGACGAAGAAGAUGAUUCCUCCACACCAAUUAGUCUAGUACGAAUCAAAGUAUAA
Molecule: messenger RNA, 516 nt
Organism: Diorhabda sublineata
Lineage: Eukaryota; Metazoa; Arthropoda; Insecta; Coleoptera; Chrysomelidae
Exons: 6
Coding region: 1-516 (171 amino acids)
Source: RefSeq, a predicted model, not a curated record